Molecule: messenger RNA, 1461 nt
Organism: Helobdella robusta
Lineage: Eukaryota; Metazoa; Annelida; Clitellata; Rhynchobdellida; Glossiphoniidae
Exons: 13
Biological process (GO): monoatomic ion transport; transmembrane transport
Cellular component (GO): membrane
Molecular function (GO): monoatomic ion channel activity; protein-containing complex binding
Source: RefSeq, a predicted model, not a curated record
GAAAGAAAGAAGAGAGUAAAAAAAAGUAGAAAGAAAGAGAGAGAAAGAGAGAAAGAGAAAGAAGGCAAAAAAAUUGAAAAAAAUUUAAUUAAAAAAAAAGAUGAAACUUCAUUCCCGGUCAUUCAACCGGACGGCUGUUUCUUAUUUUACUGGCUCGGGCUUGUUACAGUUGCGGUUCUUUAUAAUCUUUGGACGCCAAUCGCCAGAGAAGCGUUUCCGGAACUUAAUGACGCGUGUCCCAUUUUUUGGCUGGUCACUGACGUCAUCUGUGACCUCGUUUACUUGUGUGACGUCAUCGUCCAGUUCAGAACGGGCUACCUGGAGAAGGGGUUGAUUGUCUACGAUGGCAAGAAAUUGGCCAAAAAUUACACCAGAUCUCGAAACUUCCUCCUUGAUGUCUCAUCUCUCACUCCCUUGGAUCUCUUGCAGAUUCACUUUCCAAGUCAUCCAAUACUCAGAUUUAUGAGAUUUCUCAAGGCAUACCGCAUCUACCGUUUUGUUUACAUGGUGGAGACAAGGACCGCCUACCCCAACCUAUGGCGUGUGGUCAACCUGUCACAUGUCCUUUUCCUCGGCUGCCAUUGGUUCGCCGCUUUCUAUUACCUCAUCUCCAAGGCGGAAAAUUUUGAGACCAGUUGGAGUUAUCCUCGUCCUAUUGGAAAUCACUCUUCCGUGGCCCAAAAGUACCUGAGGUCAUUGUACUGGUCCACUCUUACCCUUACCACCAUUGGAGACUUGACACCGCCGGAAACAAAUUGGGAACACGUUUUCACCAUAGUCAGUUACCUAAUCGGUGUCUUCGUCUUUGCCACCAUUGUCGGACAAGUUGGCAAUGUGAUAACGAAUAGAAAUGCAAGCAGACAAGAAUUUGAAAGGCUCUUGGACGGGGCCAAAUCUUACAUGCGUCAUCACAGCGUUCCAGACGAGAUGCAGCGGCAUGUUCAACGCUGGUACGAUUACGCUUGGUCCAGAGGAUGUAUGAACGGGGGCGGGGACAUCAACGCGUUGGGAAUCCUCCCAGAUAAGUUGAAGACAGAAUUGGCGCUACACGUCAACCUGGAAACACUCAGAAAAGUCACGAUAUUUCACGAGUGUGAGCCUGAAUUUUUACAUGACCUAGUUUUGAAGAUGAGGACUUAUAUAUUCACCCCAGGAGAUCUCAUUUGCCGGAAAGGAGAGGUGGCCAGGGAGAUGUUCAUCAUCGCCGAUGGUCUGCUAGAAGUUAUCAGUGAGAAUGGUGAGAUACUGUCGAAGAUGAGUGCCGGCGAUUUCUUCGGCGAGAUAGGCAUACUGAAUAUGGACGGGGGCGUCAACAAACGCACGGCAGACGUACGGUCAGUUGGUUACUCAGAGUUGAUCGUUCUGUCCAGAGACGACGUCCUCUCAGCACUCAGGGACCACCCGGAAGCGGAAGUUGGUGACGUAAUAAUGAUGAUGACGACAACGACGAACGUUAAUUAA